GCUGUAGACGUCGCUCACACCAACCGUAGGUUGGAAACGGUGUAUUUCUAUCCCUUCAGUUCUCCUUGCGUGCUGCCUGCCUUUUCUAGUUGCCUGUCUCUGGGACCUCUACAAAGACAUCAGGGUGCAAGCUGUAUAGCUCCCACACUUUUCCCACUGCCAUGGCUUCCUGGAAGGCCUGGACAAUGGGCCUCCUUCUGGUCCUGCUCUGCUCAUUCCAGCUCCCCAGGGCACAGGGACAGGAGCAGCAACACCAUCAUGACCACCAACAUCACCAUGGUGAUGUAGAACACCAUGGCCACAAGGAUGAACAUCAUCAUAAGGAACACCACCAUGAUGGGCAUCAUGUUCAGCACGAUGAUGAUGAUGACGACGACGAUGACCAUUACCACCAUGCCCCUCACCUUCAUGAAGCAGGACAUCACCAAGGUGGCCACCAUCCUCACAAUGAUGAUGAUGAUGAUGAUGAAGAGGAACACCAUCAUCACCACAAUGAACUACACCAUGGUGACCAUCAUCAUCAUCACCACAGUGGACACCAUGACGAUGAUGAUGACGACAAUGAUGAUGAUGACGCUGACCUUGGCAAGCACCAUCAUCAUGGUGAACAUCAUGGCAGCCAUCACCACCACAAUGAUGAUGAUGAUGAUGAUGACGACGACGACGAUGAUGAUGAACAUCACCACCACCAUCAUGGACAUCAUGGUGACCACCACCAUCACCAUGAUGAUGAUGAUGAUGAUGAUGAUGAUGACGACGAUCACCACCAUCAUCAUGAACAUCAUGGUGACCACCAUCAUCACCACCACCAUGAUGAUGAUGAUGAUGAUGAUGACGACGAUGACGAUCACCACCAUCAUCAUGAACAUCAUGGUGACCACCAUCAUCACCAUCACCACAAUGAUGAUGAUGAUGACGAUGAUGAUGACAAACACCACCAUCAUCAUGAGCAUCAUGGUGAUCACCACCACGAUGAUGACGAUGAAGAUGAUGAUGAUGAUGACAGUGCUGAAGAUAAACACCGCCAUCAUGAACACCACAGUCACCACCAUCACCAAAAGGACGAUGACGAUGAUGAUGAUGAUGAUGACGACAGUGCUGAAGAUAAACACCACCAUCAUGAACACCACAGUCACCACCAUCACCAAAAGGAUGAUGAUGAUGACGACGACAAUGACAGUGAUGAAGAAGAGCACAUCAGUCAUCACCAUCAUCACCAUGAUGAAGAUAAUGAUGACGAUGAGGAGGACAAGGAAAAGACCCAUAGGCACCAUCAUCAUGGCAGCCAUCGUCAUCAUGAAGAAGAUGAGGAGGAGGAUAAGGAUCACCAUCAUCAUCACCAUCAUCAUGGUGAUGAAGAAGAAGAGUCUGAUGAAAUUGCUUCUAAGGAAGAAGAUGAACAUGAACAUGAAAGACACAAACAAAAGCACCACAAGCACGAAGGCCAUAAAAAAGUCAAGAAACAUCAUGAAGGAGAAGAAGAGGAUGACGAUGAGGAUGAAGACGAUGAGGACGAAGACGAGGAGUAUGAGACAGGCUCUCUUUGCCACUACUGUGCCUUCUGCAAGCAUUGUGAUGAGUGUGACAAGUGCCCCUGUAAAGAAGGAGACAGCAGCGAUUACUGCACAAGCUGUCAGUACUGCCAUUUCUGUUACAUGUGUCCUGUUUGUGAGACAGCCUGUACACCAGGAAGCAUCGUAGAUGAAUUAUCAGGAGCAUUAUUUCAGACAUUUGCAACCAUCUUUGAGCAGCAGGAGCAUUGAAGCACUCCCAGGGGGAGAGGCCAAAACUAGGAGGGGGGGAGCAGGUGACAACGUUUAGGGCCUAAUUAUGUGUGAUGGGUAAUUUGAUGGUUCUUCCUCCCAACAUUUCCCCCCCUUUCCUUCUCCUCUUACAAAUUCUUCACCCACCCACCCAAUUUGUUUUUCUCCCCUUGCAGUGGUGUUGGUAGAGAUCCAGCGCUCCCAUCUCUUUCCCCAAAAUGGGUGGGGCAAGGGGAAGUUGAUUUUGAUUGGACAAAUGGCAAGAAGGGAAAGGAUUAAAUUAGCCCAUAUUUCCUCCCUUACCUUAGCACCCAGUUGCAGACUCACGCAAUUGUUUUUCACUUUUAAAAAAUCCAUUCAGAGGAAAAAUCACAUAUCUGUCAGUCUUCUAUAGUUCAGCCCUUGUAGUUAGCAGGGAGGCCAUGCUACACAAGCCAGGGCCUGUUGGAUGAGGAAGGAGAUCAGCAUUUUCCUGAGCUAAUACACCUUGGGGCAAAGGAUACCUCAUGCCGCUUCAUUCCAGGUUUCCCCAGCUUUUGAAUCAUUGAGAACUUAGAUCACAUUUCCGCCUCAUAGUAAUAGUUUUCCCACACCUUAGGUCAGACUUUCCUAACUUCGGGUCUCUGGAUAUCGUUAGCCUAUAGCUCCCAUCAUCCCUGAUCAUGGACCAUGCUGGCUAGGGAUGAUGGGAGCUGUAGUGCAAUAACAUCUGGGGAUCAAGGUUGGGAAAGUCUAAGGGCCAAUCCUAUAAUUGAUUUUGCAUCUCUUGAUGAAUUGCAGAACUGACUUUUAUUGAAAAAAAUGUUGUGUUUGACCCUAUGAAAGCUUGAGCCAUAGCGUUCGAUCUGUGAUGACUCAUUCAUACAUGGGAGUUGUUGCUUGAUAACCACUGUCAUCAAGAGAUGGGCAUCCCUGUGUGAAUAAGCUGGUAAAAUGCACUACAAAUGUAAAACUGUUUCAACACCAGCCUGACUGCUGUCAUUUCCCCCAAGGAAUUCUGGGCAUUGUGGUUUUUCUGAAGAUGUCAAAAAUUGCUGUGCCCUCAUAGAACAAUUACCACCACAAUCCCUUUCUGAUAAGCCACCCCAGCAAAAUUGGCAACGGUGUUUCCAGAUGGAGAGCUCCUAGCUCUACAAAUCAAAAGACAUUGCUAUUCCAUUUCCCCCUCC
Molecule: messenger RNA, 2932 nt
Organism: Elgaria multicarinata webbii
Lineage: Eukaryota; Metazoa; Chordata; Lepidosauria; Squamata; Anguidae
Exons: 6
Coding region: 295-1701 (468 amino acids)
Source: RefSeq, a predicted model, not a curated record